This is a messenger RNA of Cololabis saira (Pacific saury), 1617 nucleotides long. RefSeq names its product TNFAIP3-interacting protein 1-like. The record is from RefSeq and is a predicted model, not a curated record. Lineage: Eukaryota; Metazoa; Chordata; Actinopteri; Beloniformes; Belonidae. Gene Ontology annotation, biological process: cellular response to lipopolysaccharide; regulation of transcription by RNA polymerase II. The coding region runs from base 56 to 913 and encodes 285 amino acids. The transcript has 10 exons.
GCCGCUGAAGCACAAGUGAAGUCACAGAGACAGUAGGAACCAUCAUAGAAACACAAUGGACAGGCCGCCUGUGAAGAAGCUGGAGUUCAGAGAUGCCAGUCAAACCCACAGAUUUCGUCCAUCACAGGCUCACACAGACAGGUAUGAGGUUUGCUUACCAGUCGGCUCAGCUGCAGACCAGCGUCUCACGGCUGCAGAGUUUCAUCCCGAUGUCCUGCGGGAAAACACUCAGUUGGAGGAGUUUUCUCAGAGCAGUGAUGUCAGUCUGAAAACACAGAUUCUUAUGAUGGAGGAGCAGAGGAAAGAGCUUCUUUCUAUUAAUAAAAAAUGGGCAAAAGAGUACAGAACCAUGGUGCAGUAUUACAAAGAGAAGGUCCAGCUUUUAAAGGCAUUAGAGCAGCAUGAUCAGUCUGAAGAGGAGACAAGUGACGAGCAGCAGAAGGACGUCACGCUCUGUAAAAAACUACGAGUCAAGACAGACACAUGGACUGGAGGAGAAGGGGAGGUCAACGGCGAGUUCCCCACAGCAGAGAGGGAAGCAAAAGCGCUGCGGCUGCAGAACAGCAGCCUGACCCGCAGGGGGCAGCACCAGCACGAGGAGAUCCAGAGACUGAACAAGGCGUUGGAGGAGGCUCUCCUUCCCACUCAGCCUCACGGGACGAACAGUGAAACACUACAACACAUCUGGAAACAUCAGGCUGACGUCUACAAGGAAGACUUUUUGAAAGAGCGCAAGGACAGGGAGAAGCUGCACGAGAGGUAUCUGGAACUGGAAAAGAGGUUCAGAAAGGUCCACAACGAGCUCCGUGUCCUCAAGUCGGAGGUGACUUGGAAUCAACCCGUGCAACGCUGUUCCUGCACAAAUCAAGCCAAAGGUCCAAACCACCAACACAUCCAACGACAGAGACGCUAAGCCCUCGGCAGCAACAGUGAAGCCGGAUGCCCCCCCGAGUGUUUAGGCUUAAAUACUGCAAUGCACUUUAUUGGAAGUCUUCAAUGUAAGAGAUUAUACUAGUUUUUCAUGCAGAACAUCUGGGAGAACCAUCUGCUGCAGCUUCAGGUCCUUGAAGAGACUUAAACUGCUGCACUGCCAAGAACACUAGUCAAUUUACUGAAACAGGCUGCACAAAGGGAUAUUUCUGUUUUUCAUCACCUGCAACAUGAAGCAGGAUUGAAGCAGCAGCAUGAUGGCCUGAUUUGAUGAUCUUCAGACACUGAAGCCAUGCUGUGUCUCCAAGCACUGCCUACACUAUAUUACCUCAAAGAUGUUUAACCUCUCAGGACAGGAGGACAGCGAACCUCAUCACUCAGGACGUCAGCGUGCUGGAUAUUCCCUGAGCCGCCUGCUCGUAGAUUCUCUUUGUACAAUAUAUUUAUGUUUGUUUAAGUGAUUAUAAGGGACUUUUCUAUUUAUUUUACAGUAAUAAUGUCAUGAGUAGUUGGGCAUGUUUGUCCAGUUUCAGACAUGCAGGAAUGGCAGCUGUGUCUCUCGUGUGAGAUGGAAACAACACAUUUAUCACUGAUUCACUAGACUCAAAUUGUAAGUCUAUACAUUGUUUAGUUUGUACACUCUUUGUGUUGUGGGAAAAUAAUAAUAAUAAUAAUGUAUAAAUAAAA